AUGCACGCCAUUCGCCACUUCAUCGCCUACUGGCCUCGCCUCCUCUUGCUGGCUCUCUUGGUCCUUCAGACUCUCCUUUCCACCCCUCGCCUGGGAAGCACCGGCUUAGGCAUGGUGCAGGCUUUGGGAAGCUGCUGCCAGACGCAGGAGGGCACGUACUUCAGUCGCGUUGGAGGAUGCCCGAAGGGAACCGACUAUGCUGAGGCGUGUCAUUGCAAGCACUCUUGCAAGAAGCCUCCUCUCGCUAGGGCCGUGAGCGAGGGUCGCGGCCUUGCCGUCGUUGUGGAGAAGGACAAGUAG
This is a messenger RNA of Jaminaea rosea, 300 nucleotides long. RefSeq lists its product as hypothetical. The transcript has 3 exons. NCBI's taxonomy places the organism in Eukaryota, Fungi, Basidiomycota, Exobasidiomycetes, Microstromatales. The record is from RefSeq and is a predicted model, not a curated record. Bases 1 to 300 code for a protein of 99 amino acids.